AUGGCCGCUCCUUGCUGCCCUCACAACGGGAGAAGCAGCCGAAUCUCUAUCCGGCUCCGCGGCACUCGUCUUCCGGCUGCUGAUGAAUUGACGGAUUCCUUCCGUUUCGGCUGCCCGUGUGACCUACCACACCUCAUGGAAACAUCAGUCACUCAAGAAGAAGUCGAUUGUAGAAAAUAUCUCGUUCUUCCCUUGGGGCCUUCAUCAACAACAGCACCUUUUCUCCAGACAGAUACCUCACGUCCAUUCCUGCUUCCAGAUGUACGCCGUAACUCAGCAUCGCGACACAGCAGUGCCGUUAGUGCCCAAACCUGCAUUUUUGUCGCCAUAGGCUUAACGCAGAGCCACCACGAGGAUGGGGCAAUGGACUCGGGCUUUCCAAGGUACGUCUCCACGAGCUUUGUUAACCUUUUACCCUGAAUUUCAGGGGUCAUUUAAGCUUGCUUCCCUGAGCAAGGUCUAGCCUGCCUGUCAGUCACUGUGGGCAUCUCCAAACAGUGGAUCGUGCACCGAUCUGCUUGACGACAAACAAGUCUUACCCUGAGUGCAAACCUUCCUUAGCGUCUUGGACAGGAAUAGAUGAGGCUCGAGAAGUCCCGUACAGAACGGGCCAACCUUCUCGAGCUCUGAUGGCACAUCGACUUGCAUUCCGUCGAGGCGAAGCUGUUACACUUCCCCUCGGUAUCCAAUAAAGAAAAUGGAUGCAGCAUAACAGAUGCACUGCGGGGUGUCGUUGUCGCACCGGAUUCGACGCCACUUGCCUCCUCCCAAACCUCAGCCUUACUGGCGUGCUUUGCCGGACAUACUCAGCCACCAGCAGAUAUCAACAUUUGUCCGUAACAGCCACAGCCUGCCUCAAUAUCGACUGAUAGCCCUCGUCGCCGUAAGAAUGACUUGAGAAGGAUAGGCGGGGGCUUCGGAGAGCCUGCUUGAGGGCACAGGAAACUAUUGCCUUGACUGUUCAAACGUACGAUUUGUUCUCACAACUCCGUCUUUUCGACCCACGUUAACAAGUCGGUUACUUCCGUGGCGCCAUUGCAUUCCGCUAGCCUUCCAGAGUAACACACCAACCCCCUUAGCUUCCUUCUGGGCGCCAGGCUUGGAUUGACUAGGUUGGAGGCCGAACAAAGUGCAUACAAUGAAGCUGAUGGGCUGGAUGAAGGUGAAGAAAGCCACCUGCAAGAGCGCUCAGUUGUAGGUUUAGCUAUUUCUGCAGCUGACAGGCAUGGCACGCGUUUCCGUGUUUCGAAAGCAUUAAAAGACCACCUUUGCCCAACGUAUCAUCCGGGUCGAGAAUGCUUGCGCUCUCAAUCCUACACGCGACCCGGAAUAUAUUGCGGAAACCAUGCACUUCCUAGACACCCUUGCCUUAGCUGCUGUCAGCAUCGCGCAGUUUGCUUCGGCCGGCGAUCCUUUGGUGUCCCCGCGGCAAGCUCAGCAAAGCCUCAGCAAUGCGCUGUCGAAACAUGCAGACCUGUCGGCUUUUAACCAGCUCUUGAGCAACUACCCCAGCAUCGUCGACAAUAUCACGGCUGGAGCUGACAACAAGAUCACACUUCUGGUGCCCACCAAUGAUGCAUUUGCAAACUUCCUCAAACAGUCUAAUGCCGCCGAUAUAAGCCAGCUCCCCGUCAAGCAGCUCCUAACUAUGUUCCAAUACCACACUCUAGACGCGCCCUUAACUGCCACGAACUUCAGUUCUCCGAGAGGCCUCACAGUUCCCACAAAACUUCGCGACGAGCUCUAUAACCUGAGAAGUCCCGGUUCUGCCCUCAUCAGCCAGUUCGGCGACGAGGCCCAGGGCCAGGUUCUCUACGUUUCACGAGACACCAUCAACCCGAUAAAACUCAGAGUGAGACAAAGUUCCUCGGCUGGCGACAAUACAGCAAACCUGCGAGCCGGUCUAGGCCAAACUGCAGAGCUUACUGCCAUAGACGGGGAAUGGGAUGGGGGCUACUUCCAGUCCAUUGAUACUGUGUUGGAGGCACCAAGGCCUUGCUCGACAACAAUCAAGAAGCUCUCGGGCUCGUUGUCUUCUCUGAGUGAUGCAUUGGAUAAGACCAAGCUAUGGAAGGCACUGGAUACUACUGGCAAUGUCACGUGUCUAGGCCCGAACACGGCAGCCUUCAAUGAGGCCGGCAGUCCGGAGAAAUCUCUUGGAAACCAGGACCUCACAAACGCUUUGCUCUUCCACACACUACCUCAAGUAGCUUACAGCAACUUUUUGGAGGACGGUCAGGUAUUUACCUCGCUUGCCAAUCUUACCGUAAGGGUCACUGUCAGAGACGACGAGAUCUGGUUCAACGACGCGAAAGUCGUCAGCCCUAACGUUCUGACAAAUAACGGACUCAUCCAUAUUCUGGACCGCGUGAUGUCUCAAAAUGCCACGGGGCCCUCUUCUUCAGAUCUGCCGUCGUCCACGGCUUCCCCGUCAGGAUCGAGCACUGCCAGCCUCUCCUCGACCAAUACGCCCCCCAGCGCCGGUAACACUGUCAAGGGUAACAAGCAUGCCGCAGCUGUUAUUGCUCUUGCGGCUGGCUUAACGCUUGUCUGAGAUCAGUUGCAUGUGCGAGAAGUUUCCGAUUUCAAACAAGGCUACUAAUGUAAGAAGGGAAGGUGUAUGCUCUCCCCGAUGAUAUGGGACAGAAUGGGAAGCAUGAAAUCGUUGCAAGCUUCCGCAGGGGGAAUAGAUGACCAGGAUCGAGCCGGUUGAUUCUAGGCACAUUCAUUACAGCUAUCAUCUAAACCGGGGAGGUGAGGGUUGAUUUGUAGAGAGGUCGUUACGUUUCUCAUAGUAAAUAUAACGAGGCAAAAGCCCCUCUUCGC
Colletotrichum destructivum is the source of this 2826-nucleotide messenger RNA. RefSeq names its product Putative FAS1 domain-containing protein. The coding region runs from base 1346 to 2554 and encodes 402 amino acids. Gene Ontology annotation, biological process: macroautophagy. The record is from RefSeq and is a predicted model, not a curated record. Gene Ontology annotation, cellular component: fungal-type vacuole membrane. The transcript is spliced from 5 exons. Lineage: Eukaryota; Fungi; Ascomycota; Sordariomycetes; Glomerellales; Glomerellaceae.